This is a messenger RNA of Nematocida ausubeli, 564 nucleotides long. RefSeq lists its product as uncharacterized. The record is from RefSeq and is a predicted model, not a curated record. Bases 1 to 564 code for a protein of 187 amino acids. Lineage: Eukaryota; Fungi; Microsporidia. The transcript has a single exon.
AUGGGAAAUAGUAGUAUUAUAAACCAAGUAUUGUCUAAGAUCUCGUUUUAUAUCGAAAAACUAAAGAAUCAAAGAGAUAUAGUAUAUAUAUCAGAACCCAAUGUCACAAAGUCCAUUUGGAGGCACUUUCUUGAUAAUUAUAUUUAUGUAAUGGUAGUUACUAUAGUAGUAUACAUAGUUAUAUUACUUUGUCAAGUGCAGAAGAGCCGCCUUAAUCAGUCAAACACAAAUCAAAUUACAGAUGAGGAAGCUUUACGCCUUGAAAAUUUGGCGCGCCGCCAGCUACAAGCAGAGUUGCCACUUUUUUCAGAUGAUUUCUUUAAGUUAGAUUCUGAAAUAAGUAUUGCAUCACAAGCGAGUUCUCAUACAAGCGUGCCUAUACUUGAGUAUGUGGUCCAAAAUACCCAAACCCAUAUUCCAAAGAAACAAAGCAAACCAUCGUUUUUAAAAAGUCUACCAAAAAAGAUGAAGUUAUUCAGCAAUCUUGCAGUGUUAGCAACUAUGUCAGUCACUCCGCGAUCGGUUAGAAACCGUCUUAAAUUAGAAAAAUUAAUUAUGGAAUAA